This is a messenger RNA of Pantherophis guttatus, 1317 nucleotides long. The record is from RefSeq and is a predicted model, not a curated record. NCBI's taxonomy places the organism in Eukaryota, Metazoa, Chordata, Lepidosauria, Squamata, Colubridae.
ACAGAUCAACUCGACAUCAUUUCAAUGGCAGAAACAACCAUGAUGCCGGAGGAGAUAGAGAUGGAAAUGGGAAAGAUUCAAAGACUCCGGGAAGUCUUGGUCAGAAGAGAAUCAGAACUGAGAUUUAUGAUGGAUGACAUCCAGUUGUGCAAAGACAUCAUGACUCUUAAGAAAGAGCUGCAGAAUUUGGUCGCCAUCUCAGAGAAAGACAAGACCAAGCUGCAGAAUCAAAGAGAGGAUGAGCUGAUCCAGAAAAUCCACAAAUUAGUGCAGAAAAGAGAUUUUCUGGUUGACGAUGCAGAAGUGGAGAGAUUAAGAGAGAAAGAAGAAGACAAGGAAAUAGCUGAUUUCCUACGACUUAAAUUGAAACCUUUGGACAAUAUUGUACAGUCUCCAACCAGGGUACCUACAGAGAAGAAAGCUGAGCCUCCUCCUCCACCACCCCUUCCUCCCAACAAGCCCACCAUUGCCAAAACUGGCGCUGCUCUCAUCAAGGAUUGCUGUGGGAUGACCCAGUGCACCAUCAUGUAGCUCCAGCAUCUCUCUCGAGGCAAUGCCUUCCGCUCGACCCACUUCCCCGUUGGCCGAAAAAACAACCAACAACCAACAACUGGUGGGCGAAGGAAUCAGGACAUCAAGCACCCAGAUAUUCUUGAUCGUUGAAUCUCCUGUUGUAUUUCUUAACAGUAACUUGUGUGCCGAACUGUGCUAUUCUUGGUGACUCCUUGGUGUUGCAUGGACCUCAGCGAGCAUGCCCUAGGUUAAGACGAGGAGUAGACAUUAACUAUAACCAGAACACGGGAGAAGAACCGUGAAGCGUAGACAUAGAUGGAGAGGGGGGAUGGCUUAUGACUUGAGGGUAACAUCAGGGGCCAUUUGUUAUGUCUAGAGCUGCGUCCACCCUGCCUUGAUCUGGGUGGCAGAUCAACUCAAGUUUCUUGACUUAGCACAAGGAUGGGUAAGUCAUCUCCAUAAAAGGUAGGAAGAAAAGCCAAAGCGAACGCUAUGCUUAGCAUGCUGUGUGAAUGUUAUCUGAUCCGGCAUGGUGAACAAUAGUCCGAAUCCGGCUGAUAGGUAAAUUCCGCAUAGGAGUAGGAAUCGAUUCUUAGCCUAACGCCAGCUCUGAAGUAGAAGUAACACGUAGCAGUUUCAAUGGUCUGUCGAGCACUGGAUACACCCCACACCUUCUUCCUUUCACAGGCAGUAUUUGAUUGGUGGGCGAACGGAGGCAAACGUCUUCCGGAUGGCUGGGUGGGGUCCUUUUCGCAAUGACGUAUGUGUUAAUAAAAACGCUAAAUAGAAUAGCUAAUAAGCUUA